This is a messenger RNA of Myzus persicae (green peach aphid), 875 nucleotides long. Its product is annotated as cuticle protein 19-like. Gene Ontology annotation, cellular component: extracellular matrix. Lineage: Eukaryota; Metazoa; Arthropoda; Insecta; Hemiptera; Aphididae. Bases 53 to 712 code for a protein of 219 amino acids. The record is from RefSeq and is a predicted model, not a curated record. The transcript has 2 exons.
ACAUGGAGGGAAAAAUUACCUUCGAUAUUUCUGUAUAAAUACCCCACAGUCGAUGAGCAUAAUCACCAGUCACUUCUGUUCUGUUCAUUUGAUUAAAUCAAUUAAUCCAAACAACACACCAAAAAUGGCCGCUAAGAUGAUCAUAUUCGCUGCCUGUGUGGCCACCACACUCGCCCAAUACGCCGCCCCGGCUUACCCAUCCCAUCACGCCGCACCCGCUUACUCGGCGCCCGCUUACUCCGCACCGAAGGCAUACGCCCCGGAACCCACAUACGCCCCAAAACCUUACAGCUUCGAAUACAGCGUAAACGACCCACACACCUACGAUGUGCACAGCCAAUCUGAGCACAGCGACGGAUACGGCAACGUCAAAGGAACUUACAGCCUUUUGGAAGCCGACGGUUCCACCCGCGUCGUCGACUACACCGCUGACUCUUACGGUUUCAACGCUGAAGUCAAGAAAAUCGAAGGACACGGACAAGGAUACAGCGCACCAGCCUACAAAUCCGCCCCAGCCUACAAAUCCGCCCCAGCCUACAAGCCCGCUUACUCCGCACCAGCUUACUCUGCACCAGCUUACUCCGCACCAGCUUACUCCGCACCAGCUUACUCCGCACCAGCCUACAAGCCCGCUUACUCCGCCCCAGCUUACGCUGCACCAGCUCACUCUUACUCCGCCCCAGCCUACGCUGCACCAGCUCACUCUUACUAAGCACCAGCCAACGCUAAACCAUCAACAUCUAACUAUAAAUGGUUACUUUAAUCAUUUUAUUAGUUAAUUUGACUCUCUCAUCACCCGAACAUGUUUAAUUUAUUCAAUUGUUAAAUUAUUUGUCAAAUAAAUAUUAAAUUAUUUAUUUGAUUUAUAUUACAAA